AUGGAGUCACUGGAAGGUAAAUCUUACUGCGCCAGUGCGUUCCUGGACGUAUCUCAAGCGUUUGACCGCGUGUGGCAUGAGGGAUUGUUAUUCAAGUUGAAAAAUGCACUAGUAGAUCACUUUUACGGGAUAUUAAAAUCAUUCCACCAGCAGCGCCAUUUCAUAGUACAACAAGGGGAAGCCCUGUCAGAUCUCUGCCCUACUAAAGCUGGAGUCCCGCAGGGCAGCGUACUGGGUCCCAUACUUUACUUACUUUUCACUGCGGACCUGCCGACAUCUGAAUCCUUAAUCACUGGAACCUUUGCUGAUGACACUGCUAUACUGGCUACUCUUAGCGACCCAAAAAUGGCCUCACAAAUACUUCAAAAGGGGCUAAAUGACAUAUCCCACUGGCUCAAAAAGUGGCGAAUAAAAGCAAAUGAAAUAAAAUCAGUCAAUGUAAAAUUCAACCUAAGAAGGGGCUCUUGCCCCCCCCCCCCAGUCACACUUAACAACAUUGUAGUUCCUCAGGCAGAUCAUGUGAGAUACCUUGGAUUGUACUUGGACAAAAGUCUUACCGGGCAAAAACAUAUUUUAACUAAGAGAAAGCAACUCGGUAUUCAAACGCUUGCGGGAAAACUCUACUGGCUCAUAGGGCGAAAGUCUCAAUUGUCUCUAGAAAACAAAAUACUUCUGUACAAGGAAAUACUGAAACCUAUCUGGACGUGUGGAAUCCAACUGUGGGGUACUGGAUCCCAUUCAAACAUCGAAAUCUUACAAAGGUUUCAAAAUAAAGCACUCCGCAUGAUAACCAAUGCCCCCUGGUAUGUGCCCAACGAAUUACUUCAUCAUGAUCUAUGCCUGCCUAUUGUGAAACAGGAAAUCAUACGCCAUACUAGAACUUAUAAAGAGCGCAUCGAACGUCAUCCAAAUACUCUGGCCCGGCCACUCAUGGCAAACCACAACAAAGCGCGACGCUUAAAGCGCAAGAUACCCCAAGAUUUAAUACAAACACAAACACAGUAA
Messenger RNA from Parnassius apollo (apollo), 1005 nucleotides. The record is from the annotation of a GenBank genome assembly. Lineage: Eukaryota; Metazoa; Arthropoda; Insecta; Lepidoptera; Papilionidae.